AUGGCUACUGUCAUAUCCUCGCAAACCAAGCCUCGCCCGCCGGCGCACCCCAUUGACAUCUUGAACAGCGACACAGCUCGCCUAUACACGCACAUACAUCCGAUCCUAGUCCUCUCGAUCUAUGCGUUCCAAUUUCCCUCCAUCGUCGCAGAUCCUGUCCCCGCUCUCAUCAAAACCCUCAUCCCGCUCGCCGCACUACAGAUUGCAUACGUAGCAAUAUGUCUACCGCCGACCGGCGGCACAGCGACGCCGGUAAUAGAUAAGAAGAAGCCAGGGGAGAAGAAGAAGGUCGAGGGAAGCCUUGCGAAGACGAUAGUGCCCGCAUUCCUCUCCCUCAUAACCGCCACCAUCCUCUCCACCCCGCUCCUCACCGCAACCCUCGUCCUCUUCGGCGCCCCGCUUACUACACACCACGCACACACGCUCCUCGCUGGCGCACACAUUUCCUUCCUCUCCACGCUGCCGCUCGUAUACGUACAUGGCGUCGACGGCGCUACCUGGAGGGAGAUCAUCGCGCUGUUGAGGCCCGUGGAUGAGGUGUAUGGUGGGAUGAUUGGGACGGUGGUAGGCGCGUGGUUGGGCGCAAUUCCGAUACCGUUGGAUUGGGAUAGGGAGUGGCAGAAGUGGCCGGUUACGAUUGUUAGUGGGGCGUAUGUUGGGUGGGCGGUGGGAAAACUACUUGGAGGAUUGGUUUUUAAGGGGAAGAAGAUUAUGUUUGAAUAG
Messenger RNA from Didymosphaeria variabile, 723 nucleotides. RefSeq names its product Glycosylphosphatidylinositol (GPI) anchor assembly protein (gene GPI11). The record is from RefSeq and is a predicted model, not a curated record. Gene Ontology annotation, biological process: GPI anchor biosynthetic process. Gene Ontology annotation, cellular component: endoplasmic reticulum membrane. NCBI's taxonomy places the organism in Eukaryota, Fungi, Ascomycota, Dothideomycetes, Pleosporales, Didymosphaeriaceae. The coding region runs from base 1 to 723 and encodes 240 amino acids. The transcript is spliced from 2 exons.